Messenger RNA from Ziziphus jujuba (common jujube), 6818 nucleotides. RefSeq names its product E3 ubiquitin-protein ligase listerin. NCBI's taxonomy places the organism in Eukaryota, Viridiplantae, Streptophyta, Magnoliopsida, Rosales, Rhamnaceae. Gene Ontology annotation, cellular component: RQC complex; cytosol. Gene Ontology annotation, biological process: rescue of stalled cytosolic ribosome; ribosome-associated ubiquitin-dependent protein catabolic process. Gene Ontology annotation, molecular function: zinc ion binding; ubiquitin protein ligase activity; ribosomal large subunit binding. The transcript has 18 exons. The record is from RefSeq and is a predicted model, not a curated record. Bases 438 to 6161 code for a protein of 1907 amino acids.
UAUUAGCAGGGGAGCUAAAAAAUUCGGUUAUGACAAGACACCGUUUGGUCAUGAACCAAUUGAUCACUUGUCAUUGAACACACAGUGUUAUGAGUCAAGGAGGUUAAACAGGCACGCUUUGACAAAAAUGCCAUUAUAUUCUUAUAAAUUUCCGUAUAUACCCUUCGGUUGCUGGUAAUCGACAAAUGCCGUCGUCUGUGCCUCGUCAGGCCUGUAGAAGCUGAAGUGACACAGACAAACGGACAUCUAGCCGAGCAAACUCAGAAGAGGUUUCGUUUUUCCAACCUAACAAAUUAAAAAUAUAUAUAUAUAUAUAUAUAAAUAAAUAAAUAAAAAACGAAACUUUCUUCUUCUAAGUCUGAUCGAGCGGGUUAUAAACUCGUAAACUCUUUCUGAAACUUUCUCAAUUCUCGUUCCGCCAAACGGUGUCGUUUGCUAUGGGCAAGCAAAAAGGCGAUGGAGCCCGGAGCAAGUCACGCGCUUCUAGCAGCAGUCUGGCGGCGUCGCUCUUGCCGUCUGGUUCUACUGCAACGGUGGGAUUCGGCGGCUAUGUUGGUAGCUCACGUCUCGAUUCUUCGACCACUGCCGAGGAUUCAACGCCCUUUUCGGAUAUUGAUAGUGAAGUAGCUGUGCAUUUAAAGAGGCUUGCUAGAAAAGAUCCCAUCACCAAGCUUAAAGCAUUGGCAUCCCUAUCUACACUGUUCAAGGAAAAGUCUGGGAAGGAUUUGGUAUCAAUCAUUCCGCAAUGGGCGUUUGAAUACAAAAGGCUCUUGGUGGACUACAAUAGGGAAGUUCGGCGAGCAACUCAUGACACAAUGGCCAAUCUUGUUAUUGUUGUCGGGAGAGAUAUAGCUCCACAUCUGAAGUCUUUAAUGGGACCAUGGUGGUUUUCUCAAUUCGAUCCAGUUUCUGAAGUUUCUCAAGCUGCUAAGCGCUCAUUACAGACAGCUUUUCCAGCCCAGGAAAAGAGACUUGAUGCUUUAGUUCUAUGUACAACAGAGAUUCUUAUCUAUCUGGAAGAAAACCUAAAGCUCAGGCCGGAAGACUUGUCUGAUAAAGCCGUUGCUUUGGAUGAAUUAGAAGAGAUGCACCAACAAGUGAUAUCUUCAUCAUUGUUGGCAUUGGCUACACUCCUUGAUGUGUUGGUUGGCAUGCAACCAGAGAGUCCUGGGUUGGAUAGCACAACUGCUCCACCUAAACAUGCUUCAAAGGCUAGGGCAGUUGCUAUAUCUUUUGCUGAAAAGUUGUUCGCUGCUCAUAAGUUUUUUUCUGACUUUCUGAAAUAUCAAAGCACUGCUGUUCGCUCAGCUACAUAUUCAGUGUUAAGGAGUUUCAUUAAGAACAUUCCUAAUGCUUUUGAUGAAGGAAACAAGAAAACUAUUGCUGGCAUGGUACUUGGUGCAUUUCAAGAGAAGGAACCUGCUUGUCAUUCAUCAAUGUGGGAUGUGAUCUUGCUCUUUUCUAAAAAAUUUCCUGAGAGUUGGACUUCCUUGAAUGUUCAGAAAGUUAUACUAAAUCGGUUUUGGCAUUUUCUUAGAAAUGGUUGCUUUGGAUCUCAGCAAGUUUCUUAUCCGGCAUUGGUUCUAUUCUUAGACUGUGUGCCACCUAAAGCAAUAGUGGGAGAGAAAUUUUUUCUUGACUUUUUCCAGAACUUUUGGGCAGGAAGCCCGUCCCAUUUCUCAAAUGCUGAUAGGCUGGCAUUUUUCGUGGCAUUCAAAGAAUGCUUUAUUUGGGGAUUACAAAAUGCAUCAAGAUUUUGUGAUGGGGUGGAUUCCAUGCAUCAUUUUCGAGUCACUGUUAUUGACAGUGUUCUAGUUAAGAUUUUGUGGAAAGACUAUCUCUUCUCUGUUUCCUUGAAAAAACCAGAUAGAGUCUCUUCUGGAUUAUCUGUGGAUUCAUCCGAGGACAGCAGUUUAUCCUUUAACGGGAAGACAGCAGAACCAUCUAAUAUCAGAUAUCCAUUAAGCUACUCACAAGAGUUGGGAAAAUGCAUAAUCAACAUCCUUUCAGGCAUUUUUUGGCUGGAGCAUGAUUUGCUGUCUAGCUUCUGCACAGAAUUUCAGGAAAAUUGCCUGGGUUUGUUUCAGCAUGCUGAGAAUGUGGAAAGAAAAACUGAAAAGAUAAAGCAGGUCAACCAAUUUAUUUUGUUAAUGGGGCAACAUGCGAUGCAAAAAGGUGAAAACUGGCCUUUGGUUUAUUUAGUGGGACCAAUGUUGGCCAAGUCUUUCCCAAUGAUAAGAUCACUGAAUUCACCAGAUAGUGUGAGAGUACUGUCAGUUGCUGUUUCUGUAUUUGGACCUCGCAAGAUAGUUAAAGAACUUUUUAUUCGGAGUAAAGGGUGUCCCAUGGUAGAUUCUUCUGAUGAUGGAGGGGAUAAACAGUUGGAGGCAGAUAAAUUCUUGCAAAUAUUCAAGGAAACUUUUGUUCCUUGGUGUUUGCACGGUAACAAUUGCUCUGCAAGUGCUCGACUACAUCUGCUGCUUGCAUUGCUUGAUGAUGAAUACUUCUCUGAGCAGUGGUGUGCUGUUAUUACAUAUGCUAUAAAGCCUGAAGGUUCUGGACCACUACCUCAGUCUCAAGACUCUGACCGCAUAACCAUGCUGGCAAUGCUUUUAGAGAAAGCAAGGAAUGAAAUUACACAAAGGAAGGUGGCAAAAGAUUCCAGACACCAGACUGGUACCAACCCAGCCCACUGGCAUCAUGAGCUUCUAGAUUCAGCUGCUGUUGCCAUUGCUUGUUCCCCUCUUCCCUUCAGAACUUCUAAUGCUCAAUUCAUGCAUUCCAUUCUUGGUGGUUCAACCGAAGGUGAUCAAACUUCAUUUGUGUCUAGGGAUGCAAUAGUCCUGAUUUUUCAGGAGAUUUUGAAGAAUUUAUUUUCUUUUAUUAUGGAAUCUUCAUUUACUUGGGUUAGAAAUGCAUGUUCUUUGUUGACUGCUGGAUCAAUCAACUUUGAGCUUGAGUUUACAAGAUCUGUUAAUCUGUCUGAGAUGGUUGAGUUUUCGCUUGAAAUACUUGAUGAUAGCUUCUUUUCUUUGAAGGAACUUGGUGAGGAAAGUGACCUAGUGUCAAGUAUUUUAGCUGCAAUUUUUGUUAUUGACUGGGACUAUGGCAUGGGAACAUUGUACAAUGAUGCCCUUUAUGGUGAGGAAACGAUAGAAACUAAGGCUAGACUAGAUUUCGGUGAAUCAGUGCAUGCUUUUCACUGUAAGAUAAGUAAUCAGUUUUGGAAGAGCCUAAGCUUACACAAUCGAAAGAGAUUGGGGAGUAUCCUGGUGAAGUGCAUUAGAUCUGCCAUCUUCAAUGAAAAUAAACUAAACGUGGAGAAAAGCACUGCUUUGUGCAGCCUGUGGAUGCUUGAAGUUUUCAGUUGCGUUUGUCAGGAUCAGCAUGAGGAACAAGAUCUGUUAGACCAACUUCUUUGUGAGGGUGACACAUGGCCUUCUUGGGUAAUUCCAGAUUUUAGCAGCAAAGAUCAAUUUGCUUUCAGAGAUGUAUCUACUGCUGCCAAUGAUUCUGGAAAUUGUAAAUUUGUUUCAUUCAUUGACAAGCUUAUAGCAAGAAUUGGGAUUGAUAGGGUUCUUACUGGUUAUGGUAAGCAUACUCAAUCUCCUUCUAAGGAAACAACAUAUGAAGAGGUUACUCAUGCUUGGCUGGCUGCUGAAAUGUUGUGCACAUGGAGAUGGCCAGGCGGCAGUGCUGUAGCUUCUUUCUUACCUUUGCUCAGUGCAUUUGCAAAGAGUAGGAGUUACCCUACUCAAGAGAGCUUGGUAGAUUCCACUUUUAAAAUUUUAUUUGAUGGUGCUCUAGUGCAUGGAGGAUGUGGUGCGCAAAGUUCUGUGUUGCCUUCUUCAAGUGAUGAAUUGGAGGAUAUCAAAGAACCUUUCUUGAGGGCUCUUGUAUCUUUCCUUACAACUAUGUUUAAAGAUAAUAUUUGGGAAACAGACAAAGCUAAGACGUUGUUUGAACUGCUUCUAAAUAAACUUUAUAUUGGUGAAACAAUAAAUAGAAACUGUUUAAGUAUUCUUCCUCCUAUUAUUAAUGUUCUUGUUCGGCCUUUAUGUCAAAGAAGCAUCAAAUCUGUUGAAACUGGUGGAGAAUCUGGACCUGAUUCUUCAGGUGAAAAUCAUAUGGAAGACAUUGUUAUAGGGUGGCUCCAAAGAACUCUGUUACUCCCACCUUUGAUCAUGUGGCAAACAGGACAAGAUAUGGAAGAUUGGUUUCAGUUGGUUAUAAGUUGCUAUCCUUUCAGUGCAAUAGGGGGUAUGCAAGCUGUGAAACUUGACAGAGUGAUUAGCCCUCUGGAGAGAACACGUCUCCUUGAAUUAUUUCGCAAGCAGAGACUUGGUGUUGGGACAUUAACUACAGCUGAUCUGCCACAGGUGGUGGAGUUGUUGCUAUCAAAACUAAUGGUAGUUGCAAUCGGGUAUUGCUGGAAAGAAUUUAAUGAGGAAGACUGGGAUUUUGUGUUAUCUCAGCUGAGGCGUUGGAUUCAAUCAGCAGUGGUAAUUAUGGAGGAAAUUGCCGAGAAUGUGAAUGAUGCCAUCAGUAACAGCAUUAUUUCCCCUAAUCUUGAUGUUACCUUCAAAAUCCUUGAGCAAAUUACUUUCAUUUCAGACCCUUUUCCUUUUAUUAUUGCUCAAAAUUCCCUGUUAGCAUUUUCUCUAUGUUGUGGACCUUUUGGACUUGAACAAGUGGAAGAUGCAGGAAACGAAAACCCUCUAGGAACAGAAAGAUGGGACCCCAUCAAAGAUCGGAUCCUAGAGGGUAUUCUCAGAUUGUUCUUUUGCACUGGCAUUGCCGAGGCUAUUGCAAGCUCCUGUUGUCAUGAAGCUGCAUGUAUUAUAUCUUCAUCUCGAUUUGACCAUCUCCAUUUUUGGGAAUUAGUGGCCUCAAAUGUUGUUAACUCUUCAACAAAUGCUAGAGAUAGAGCAGUAAAGUCGGUAGAAUUUUGGGGCCUGAGCAAAGGGCCCAUUAGCUCUUUGUACGCCAUCCUAUUUUCUUCAAAACCUGUGUCUUCAUUGCAGUUUGCCGCUUAUGUUGUUCUUUCAACUGAACCUGUUACACAGCUGGCUAUUGUUGGAGAGGAGAAAACCUACCUGGAUGGUGAUAUUUGCAGGGAAAAGGAUUCUUGCUCUCUUGAUAUGUCAACAGAAUCCAGCUUCCAUCUGAAAGAGGAGAUAUCUUGCAUGAUUGAGAAGCUACCUUAUGAAGUGCUUGAAAUGGAUUUGGUGGCACAACAACGGGUAAAUGUCUUCCUUGCCUGGUCUUUGUUGCUGUCACAUUUGUGGUCGUUACCAUCAUCAUCACCUGCAAGGGAAAGACUAGUCCAGUAUAUACAAGAUUCUUCAAAGUCAGUGAUAUUGGAUUGCCUUUUCCAACAUAUUCCUGUAGAAUUGUGCAUGGCACAUAAUCUUAAGAAGAAAGAUGUAGAGCUUCCAGUGGGCCUACCAGAAGCUGCAGUUGCAGCAACUCGUGCCAUUACAACAGGUUCAUUAUUGUUUUCUGUGGAAUCUCUUUGGCCUGCUGACCCAAUGAAAAUGGCUUCACUUGCUGGAGCAAUAUUCGGUUUGAUGCUUCGUAUUCUCCCUGCUUAUGUGAGAGAAUGGUUCAGCAGUCUGCGUGACCGUUCUAUAUCAUCUGGAAUUGAAUCCUUCACUAGAGCAUGGUGCAGCCCGCCUCUCAUUGCAAAUGAAUUAGCUCAGAUUAAGAAAAACAAAUUUGUUGAUGAGAAUUUUGCAAUUAGCGUAAGCAAAUCAGCUAAUGAGGUCGUUGCUACUUAUACAAAGGAUGAGACAGGGAUGGAUCUAGUUAUUCAUCUUCCUGCAUCAUACCCAUUACGACCUGUGGAUGUUGAUUGUACAAGGAGCCUUGGGAUUAGUGAAGUGAAGCAGAGGAAAUGGUUGAUGUCUAUGAUGUCUUUUGUCCGCAAUCAGAAUGGAGCUCUAGCAGAAGCUAUUGGAAUAUGGAAGCGCAAUUUUGACAAGGAAUUUGAAGGUGUUGAGGAGUGCCCUAUAUGUUACAGUGUCAUCCAUACUGCCAACCACAGCCUUCCUCGCCUUGCUUGCAAGACGUGCAAGCACAAGUUCCAUUCAGCCUGCCUUUAUAAGUGGUUCUCAACAUCACACAAAUCAACCUGUCCGUUGUGCCAGUCUCCCUUUUGAGUUUUGACCGGAAUAUCAGAUGUGGUUGUUGGUUUCAUGGAUAUUGCAAAUUUGAAAGCAGCUCAUGUAUUUAUGCGAUUGAAGUAAAUGUUGGUGAUGUUGAACUUUAGGAGUAUAAAACCAGAAUACAACUAGGUUGGAUUCUUGUGCAAAGUAGGCGUUCGUUCAGUUCUGGUGAUGCAAGACGUUUUGAGCCCUCCAUGACCAACUUUAAAAGCUUCCUUGUAGAGAUUGAUUCACACAGAGUUGUAGUUGGGCUUGCAUCCAGUUUUGGGAUUUCACUCUUGGGUGAAGAACUUUUCUGAGCUCCUAGCUGGUUUUGCAUGCAUGAGCAUGAUGAAUUGAAGUCGAGAUCUACACUGACUACCGAGUUUUGGUUGAAUAUUAUGAACAUUGAUACUGGUGUAAAAUCUGAAGAAAGUGUAAUUUUAGAUCCACGCAUAUUUAGAAACAGGUUUUCCGAAUUAGGAAUAUGGAAUAAGGUAGCUGUCCUCCUAAUUUUGGUGAUCGUUCAUGUUCCAAAAUUUUUUAAAUCCCGGGGUAAUAUACUAUAGAUUAGAAUACACUGCAAGGGAAAUUCAUCCCGCCUUCUGUGCUUCUGUAUUUGCAUCAGAGGGGACAUAAACACAUUGAAUAACAAAAUUUUGUUUCUGUUUC